Molecule: messenger RNA, 423 nt
Organism: Carya illinoinensis
Lineage: Eukaryota; Viridiplantae; Streptophyta; Magnoliopsida; Fagales; Juglandaceae
Exons: 3
Coding region: 1-423 (140 amino acids)
Source: RefSeq, a predicted model, not a curated record
AUGGGAUGGCGGCUUAAACUUGAAGGGCUUGGUUUUAAUUCCAUUAAACUUAAUGAGGUAGAUCGACUGGAGAGGCCUUUCGAGGAGAUGGAGGUUUAUGAAGUUCGGGGAAGUUUGAUUAAUGCUACUUUUCUGGCACUAAUUCCAAAGAAGGUGGGGGCUGAGAAGGUUAAGGAGUUUCAGCCUAUUAGCCUAGUAAAUGGGGCAUUGAGUAGAAUGUCCUUGGCCUUGGUUGCGGAUGGUUUGGUGGCUGGAUUUAAGAUUGGCUCUCCGAAUAGGGGACUUGUUAACAUAUCUCAUUUGUUGUUCGCAGAUGAUACUCUUUUCUUUUGCGAAGUAGAUCCUUACCAAAUUCGAGUUCUGAAGGCCCUUCUCCUUUUCUUUGAAGCAACUUCCGGACUGAAGGUUAAUUUGCAAAAAUAA